AUCCUAGAGGCUUCCACCGUGCAGCAUAACCUUCCCUUCGCCUACGCAGGACUGUACCUAAUCUCGGUGCCAAGACCUUGCGACCUCUCACGACCUCUCACGACCGCUCACGACCGAAACGGAUCGACAUUCCUUUCAACGCGACAAAGACGAGUCCGGUCUUAGCUGCCGGCGCAUUAAUUACAUACCGCUGCGCAGCAAAAUACGCAACGGGGAAGCAUCGGUUUUCAAGAUCUCGGGAUCGUGAGGGAACAGAGGAAAGGACCAUACAGCGAAAGCUGAGGAGUCCUGCGACCAGCGUCUGCAAAAGCUAGGAACAUUCACAAUGUUCUUCGUGGCCAAUCGAACGAGGGAGGUGGUUCUACACCCUUCCUUCUUCGACAGCUCAGCAAAUGCAAAGAUCAUCGCAAAACUCUACGACGACAUGCAAGGCAAUAUCGAGGGCACGGAGAUCGUGAUUCAGAUCAUCGGUGUGGACGAUAUCAGCGAACCAGUGCUUGUGCCGGGAACGGGAAUGGCGAAAUACGUCCUCUCAUACCGUGCCAUCAUCUGGAGACCUUUCCGCGGCGAGGUUGUAGAUGGCUUGGUUACGACUGUGGUCAGCAAUGGGUUCUUUGUGGAAGUUGGCGCGAUGACCGUCUUUGUGAGCAGAUCGAUGAUUCCUUCAAAUUUGAAGUACACCGUUGAGGGCUCUACGCCCUCGUUCACGGACAACAACGACCAAAUUGAGCGAGGCACGCAGAUUCGACUUCGGUUGAAGGGUAUCAGAGGCGAGAUUGGCAGCAUGUUCGCCGUGGGUAGCAUUGCUGAGGAUUAUCUCGGUGCGUUGCUACAGUAAGCCAUACCUGUGCAGCCCUGGACGAGUGUCUUGCCGUCACAGAUUACGUUGAACCAGAUCUGCGCAUUGAGCGCGCCAGCACCUGGAUCCGACGUGCAGCAGCAAGAACAGUAAAGGGACAUGAUGGCCCCAGCUGGCCUUGGGUUGAGCUCGCCAUCAAGAGGUGAGAACUCUCAACCUGCUUUGGCUUGAGCUCCCCAGGUCAACGAAGUAGUUGACGUGGCAGCAUUCUCUCCCAGCUAGAAGGGAUUCAAAGUUUGGCGUCAAGUUGUACGAUAUUCAGCAUGGUUUCAGCGCGGAGUUUCGGCGGGAAAAGGAAGCCGAGCGAAAGGUGUAGAGUUGCAUAGAUCACGAGAUACCCCAAGUUGGAAUGAAUUUACUGAGCAUGG
Messenger RNA from Pseudocercospora fijiensis CIRAD86, 1227 nucleotides. RefSeq lists its product as uncharacterized. Gene Ontology annotation, cellular component: RNA polymerase II, core complex; P-body. Gene Ontology annotation, biological process: transcription initiation at RNA polymerase II promoter; positive regulation of translational initiation; positive regulation of nuclear-transcribed mRNA poly(A) tail shortening. The record is from RefSeq and is a predicted model, not a curated record. The coding region runs from base 326 to 838 and encodes 170 amino acids. NCBI's taxonomy places the organism in Eukaryota, Fungi, Ascomycota, Dothideomycetes, Mycosphaerellales, Mycosphaerellaceae. The transcript has 3 exons. Gene Ontology annotation, molecular function: single-stranded DNA binding; single-stranded RNA binding; translation initiation factor binding.